This is a messenger RNA of Paramuricea clavata, 1816 nucleotides long. The record is from the annotation of a GenBank genome assembly. Lineage: Eukaryota; Metazoa; Cnidaria; Anthozoa; Malacalcyonacea; Plexauridae.
AUGGACACAGAAACGGAUAACCCAAAUAACAACUAUAUUAACAAUCUGAUGGAAUUAGAGCAGGGCAUACACAGUAGUGAUAUACAAACAGAAAGUAUGGUAUACAAUUACAGCGACGCACAAAUCACAAAACUGCUAGAUACAGACGACGACAUAUGCGAACUACAAAUGGACGCCCUGUCAUUAACAAGGAGAGGGUCGACAAAUAUAUAUUAUACUAACAAUAAACUGAACACAAACGAGAACGACUCAUUAACGAACAACAGCACACCACAGAAUUUGGACAACUCACAAACACACAAUGACAGCGACACUGGCCUACAAAACUUGACACAAAGAACGCCUCCUCGGAAUGACCGUAACCAACCCAACACAAAUAACCUAGACGAACCAAACAACAACUCUGACUACAAAACUGACACAGACACCGACAAUAAAGAAACACCAUCUUCGACAUACAGGCUGCUAUCAACUAUCCCGAGGCAUCUACACACUACUUUUCAAACCUUAAACAACCUUAAGGAAAAACAAAUUAAGACGAAAGCAACACUGGAGAACCUUACGACCCACAAAAGAGACGGAACGCUACCCAACAACCUAAACAAAACAACGGACUGCCACAUCAUACUGGACGAAGACCUCCGCAAACGCUGGGUGCAAGCAUCCAGAGAUGCCGCCUACAAACAACUCGAUAUAUUGCUUGAACAACAAAAACGGAAACUUACAAAUAUAGAAACAAAAAUAACACACGCUACAAAACGAAUAAUGGACAACAUAACCGACGUUACAAAAACAACAGAAAUACUAAAACGAACAGACGAAAUAGGCCAACGUUUCUUGGCAAGAUGGAUGUCAAAACACGGCAACCAACACUACAAACCAAACAAAAACAUUAAAAGACUUAAAGGCAAACGACAAGACAACAACAAUAAACAAACGGAUACUACCACUGCAAAAAACUCUUCACCAAUACAGACACAUACUGCACAGCACAUCACGGAAAACAUACAUACACCCAUACAAACAGACAUGGCAACAUAUAGCACUAACUUUAUGACCACAUUUAACAGACCGCACACUCGCCCAAGAGGCCCGCUGACAUCCACAACAGUACGAUCUAACUUCCUUUACAGACCCAACACACCAACACUUCCAAUACCAAUUAACCCAUUACUACAACCAACCCGAUAUCCACUGAUACCUACAACUACAACAACAGCUACUCGACCUACACACCCAUUAUUAUCCAACCACAUCCAACAACAAAUCACAAAUUUUAUCCAACCGAUACACAUCCUAAGCUACCUUCAGGACAAACAAAGGACCAACAACAACCGAAAAUAACAAUAACCAAACCAAAACUACUAGCACAACUACAGAACAAACGAAACCAAAACGGAAACAGACACAAAACAAAAAAACAACUACUCAAUAAAAUCCAAAAACAAAAGGCAGGGGAUAAUAUAAUUAACUUAUCAAAUAUACAUGUCUCGGAUGCUACUAAAAGCAUACUAAACAAGGGACUUAAAUUUGUUCGCAAACCUAAACCCAUUGGUUACCGAUCUGUCUAUACAUCAUACCUACAAUACCGAAGAAACAUGUACCUUCAAUACCAUUACAGACAUUCGAAUAACAACUAUAUAAAACAUCCAUUCAAAGCGAAAAGUGACUUCACACCACCACUACCGGACAAUGCUAACCUUUUGGAAUACAUGUCUCGUGUUUUACUCGAACUGAAAACCUCUCACGAGCUAAACAAAGACAGUUACACCACUAGGCUAAAUAACAACGUUUCUAAUGCAGAAACACAGGCUGU